This is a messenger RNA of Drosophila busckii, 6301 nucleotides long. RefSeq names its product chromodomain-helicase-DNA-binding protein 1 (gene Chd1). Gene Ontology annotation, molecular function: histone binding; ATP hydrolysis activity; ATP binding. Gene Ontology annotation, cellular component: chromatin; nucleus. NCBI's taxonomy places the organism in Eukaryota, Metazoa, Arthropoda, Insecta, Diptera, Drosophilidae. The record is from RefSeq and is a predicted model, not a curated record. Gene Ontology annotation, biological process: regulation of transcription by RNA polymerase II; nucleosome organization.
AAAAACAAGUUGCUGAGUUUAAGCAAAAUAUAAACAUUUGAUAGAAAGUUGUAAAGUGUAUUGCAUAUUUAAUGAGCGCUAUAAGGCAACUCAGUGUGCUACCACGAAAAUAUAAUGAGCCAGGAACUCAAUGAAUCGGCGCAUAAUAUAGGAUCAGAUGAACAAGAUGACACACGCGAUGAUGCCAGUGGCAGCGGUAGCGGCAGUGGCAGUGGUAGCUCCGGUUCCGACUCAGAUUCAGACAGUUCCUCAGGCAAUUCCAGCGAUGGACGCAGCUCACCAGAAGCAACAACAGCAGCAACAAGAGCCACAACAGCAACAACAGCUGGCUAUCCGCCUACAGCGGUGGAUGCGCAGGCGGAUUACAAAACUAAUGGCUACAACGAAGGCAAUGAAGAUGAUAGUUCCAGCGGCGAUUCCAGUGCCAGUGACUCUGACUCCGAGCCUGAUGGCGGCGGAGGUCAUCAAGACAACAGAGCCCACAAUAGCAGCAGCAACAACAAUAACAACACCAGCAGCAGUAGCAGCUCAUCCGCCAAUACAACAGGACCGCCCAUGGCACCGACAGAGACGAAGGCAGCGGCUGUUGAUGACGACGACGACGAGGAUGACGAUGAUGCCAGCGCCUCGGAUGCCAGUGAUAGCUCAGCCAAUGCCUCACCCACAUGCUCUAGCAGUAGCAGCGAGGAGGAAGAAGAGGAUUACAGACCGAAGCGUUCAAUGCGACAGGCGCGUAAGGCGCCAUCGGCAGCGGACAAGGCCAAGCGGCUACCACCUCCCAAAAAGAAGAAGAAGCAAACCUGGGACUCGGAGGAGAGCGAUGAGAGCGAGAAUGCUGAUAGCGACGAGGCACCCAAGCGCAAAUUAAUGCGCGCCCCAGCGGCGGCAACAACAACAACAGCAGGCACUUACAACAGCAGCAGCAGCGAGCGACGCCGCGUGAAAUCCUUUAGCUCGGAUGAUAGCGAUGAUGACGAUGCAAGCAAACGCUGCACUGUGCGACGCACUGCGGCCGCUGUCAGUUAUAAGGAAGCCUCAGAGGACGAGGCGACCGACUCGGAGGAUUUGCUUGAGUGCGAAUAUGACGAGAGCCAGGCAGCCGCAUCAGCCGCCGCUGCCGAAGAGGACGAGAAAUGCGAAACAAUUGAACGUAUUUUAUCGCAGCGUGUGGGACGCAAAAGCUGUACCGGUAAUACGACCACCAUUUAUGCCAUCGAAGAGAGCGGCAGUGAUCCUAAUGCGGGCUUUGAUGAAACGAGCCACACUGAGGAAGGAGAGGUGCAAUAUUUGAUAAAGUGGAAAAACUGGAGUCAUAUACACAACACCUGGGAAUCGGAGGCAACGUUGCGUGACAUGAAAGCCAAGGGCAUGAAGAAGCUGGAUAACUUUAUAAAAAAAGAGCAGGAGUUGGCUUGCUGGCGUCGCUUUGCCGGACCCGAGGAUAUAGACUAUUUUGAGUGUCAGCUGGAGCUCCAACAUGAUUUGCUCAAAUCCUACAACAAUGUGGAUCGCAUUAUUGCGCGUGGCAUUAAAGCGGAUGCUGGCGGCGAUGAAUAUCUAUGCAAAUGGCAAUCGCUGCCCUAUGCCGAGUCUACCUGGGAGGAUGCAGCGUUGGUGCUGCGCAAAUGGCAACGUCAGGUGGAGCAAUUUACAGAUCGGGAGUGCUCCAAGUGCACGCCCUCACGUCACUGUCGUGUCAUUAAGUAUAGGCCAAAGUUCUCACGCAUUAAGGGGCAGCCUGAAUUUUUGGUAGAGGGACUAACGUUGCGUGACUAUCAAAUGGAUGGACUUAAUUGGCUGCUGCACUCCUGGAGCAAAGAGAAUUCGGUAAUAUUGGCGGAUGAAAUGGGUUUGGGCAAGACCAUACAAACCAUAUGCUUCCUCUAUGCGUUAUUUAAGAUUCAUCAUUUGUAUGGUCCAUUUCUGUGCGUGGUGCCGCUGAGCACCAUGACGGCUUGGCAGCGUGAAUUUGAUCUCUGGGCGCCCGAUAUGAAUGUGGUUACAUAUCUGGGCGACGUGAAGUCACGUGAGCUGAUACAGCAAUACGAAUGGCAAUUCGAGGGCUCGAAAAGACUGAAAUUUAAUUGCAUAUUAACAACUUAUGAGAUUGUGCUCAAGGAUAAACAAUAUUUGGGCCAACUGCAGUGGGCGGCGCUGCUGGUGGAUGAGGCGCAUCGUCUGAAAAACGAUGAUUCACUGCUGUAUAAAUCGCUCAAAGAGUUUGACACAAAUCAUCGCUUGCUCAUCACGGGCACACCGCUGCAAAAUUCCCUCAAGGAGCUGUGGGCGUUGCUGCACUUCAUCAUGCCGGAGAAGUUCGAUACGUGGGAGAACUUUGAGCUGCAGCAUGGCAAUGCGGAGGACAAAGGCUAUACGCGCUUGCAUCAGCAACUUGAGCCGUAUAUCUUACGGCGUGUCAAGAAGGAUGUGGAGAAAUCGCUGCCUGCCAAAGUGGAGCAAAUCUUGCGCGUGGAGAUGACUUCGCUGCAAAAGCAAUAUUAUAAAUGGAUUUUAACCAAGAACUUUGAUGCACUGCGCAAGGGCAAACGCGGCUCCACGUCCACAUUUUUGAAUAUAGUCAUAGAGCUAAAGAAAUGUUGUAACCAUGCAGCGCUUAUACGUCCCUCGGAAUUUGAGUUGUUCGGACUGCAGCAGGAUGAGGCGCUGCAGCUGCUGCUCAAGGGCUCCGGCAAGCUGGUGCUGCUGGACAAACUGCUGUGCCGUCUCAAGCAAACUGGACAUCGUGUGCUCAUCUUUUCGCAAAUGGUGCGCAUGUUGGAUGUGCUGGCGGAUUAUCUUCAGAAGCGUCACUUCUCCUUCCAGCGCUUGGAUGGCAGCAUCAAGGGCGAAAUGCGGCGUCAGGCGCUGGAUCAUUUUAAUGCCGAGGGCAGUCAGGAUUUUUGCUUUUUGCUGUCGACACGCGCCGGCGGUUUGGGCAUUAAUCUGGCUACAGCAGAUACCGUCAUCAUUUUUGAUUCGGAUUGGAAUCCACAGAAUGAUUUGCAGGCGCAGGCGCGUGCCCAUCGCAUUGGGCAGAAGAAUCAGGUUAACAUUUAUCGCUUGGUCACAGCACGCUCGGUUGAGGAGCAAAUAGUGGAGCGUGCCAAGCAGAAAAUGGUGCUGGAUCAUUUGGUUAUCCAACGCAUGGACACCACCGGGCGCACUGUGCUGGACAAAAGCGGCAAUGGUCAUUCCUCCAACUCGAAUCCUUUCAACAAAGAUGAUUUGUCUGCUAUACUUAAAUUUGGUGCUGAGGAGCUGUUCAAGGAUGAGCAGGAGCACGAGGAGGAGCUAGUCUGUGACAUAGAUGAAAUUCUGCGGCGCGCCGAGACACGCAAUGAGGAUCCCGAAAUGCCAGGUGAUGAUCUGCUGUCUGCCUUUAAGGUGGCCAGCAUAGCUGCCUUUCAGGAGGAUGAGCCCAGUGAGAGCAAGCAGCAGCAGGAGAAUGAAGAUGAGGAUGACAGCAAGGACUGGGAUGAUAUUAUACCCGAAGGUUUUCGCAAGGUCAUCGAAGAUCAAGAGCGUGCCAAGGAAAUGGAGGAUCUGUACCUGCCGCCGCGACGCAAAACUGCCGCUGCCAACAAGCAAGACAAUAAGCGUGGCAAGGGCAAGGACAAGCAGCGAGAUGACUCUGCUGACUCGGACUAUGAGCUGGGGUCGGAUGCUAGCGGCGCUGCUGCCGGCGAAGACGGUGGGCGCCAGCGCAAGCGUGGUCGUCCUGCUAUGAAGGAGAAAAUAAAUGGUUUUACCGAUGCGGAGCUGCGUCGCUUCAUACGAAGCUACAAAAAGUUUCCAGCGCCGCUGCUGCGUUUGGAGGCGAUUGCGUGCGACGCGGAACUGCAGGAGAAACCGCUGGCGGACCUCAAGCGCAUAGGCGAGCUGCUGCAUGCGCGUUGCGUGCAAUUUCUGGACGAGCACAAGGAAGAAGAGUCCAAGACUGCCAAGGAUGAGGAGCCGCAAUCGGGCGCUGCCAAGCAGCGACGCACCCGUGCCACCUAUUCCAUAAAACUGGGCGGUGUGUCCUUCAAUGCCAAAACGCUGCUGGCCUGCGAGGAGGAACUGCAGCCACUCAACGAACUCAUGCCCAGCUCUGCGCAGGAGCGUCAACAAUGGACAUUUAAUAUUAAGACACGCGCCGCCAACUUCGAUGUGGACUGGGGCGCCGAGGAGGACACACAGCUGCUGCGCGGCAUUUAUCAGUAUGGCAUUGGUUCCUGGGAGCAAAUGAAGCUUGAUUCCACGCUUAAGCUGAGCGAGAAGAUUCUGUUGAACGACACGCGCAAGCCGCAGGCGAAGCAUUUGCAAUCCCGCGCCGAGUAUUUGCUCAAGAUACUCAAAAAGAGCGUGGAGCUCAAGAAGGGCGGACAGCGUCGACAGCGACGUCCGCGCAAGCAGCGCAACAAUCUCAGCUCCACCUGCACUGCCGUCAGCACGCCCGAACGCAAGGAUCCGGUUGCCUCAGAGGACGGACAUGCGCUGCCGGUGCAUGAGAACAGCUGCAGCUCCAGGCAGGCGGCUGUGGUGUCGCCCGCUGCCAGCAGCAGCGCCGUAGCAGAGCAGGAGAAGAAAAAGAAGAAGAAGGCGCGCAGUAAGAAGAACAGCGCCUCGGAUAACAAUGGCAACAAGCCCAUGCACUUUACCGCCAACAAUGAGCCGCGAGCGCUGGAAGUCCUGGGCGAUCUCGAUCCAAGCAUCUUCAAUGAAUGCAAGGAGAAAAUGCGUCCGGUGAAGAAAGCGCUCAAAGCGUUAGAUCAGCCAGAUCUCAGCUUAUCCGAUCAGGAUCAGCUGCAGCAUACGCGCGAUUGUUUGCUGCAGAUUGGCAAACAAAUCGAUGUUUGCUUGCAGCCAUAUGGUGAGCUGGAGAAGAAGGAAUGGCGCAGCAAUUUAUGGUACUUUGUGUCCAAGUUUACGGAGCUCGAUGCCAAGCGUUUGUUCAAGAUCUAUAAGCAUGCGCUGAAGCAGCAAACAGCUGCGUCCAGAGAGGAGGAUGGUGCGUGUCAAAAUGGUAACUCAACGGGGGAGCGUGAGAAGAGCAAGAAGAAGAAAAAGGAUAAGGAUAAAGACAGAGAGCGUGAGAAGUCACGUUAUGCCAGCACACCAGUGCAGGACAAAGACAAGUCAGCGCGUCGCUUUGCCCACAACGAUUCGCCCAACAAGCGCAAGCGCGAUGAGAACGAUGUGGAUGCCAGUGGCUUGGCCAACGCUGCUGGCAUUAGUGACAAUCUCAAGAGCAUGUCCUUCAAGCGUCAGAAUCUGGAUGCACCGGCAGCAGCGUCAGCGCGCCACGAGGAACAGCGCAAGAAACAUCACCGCAGCGAUGACUACUAUGGCAGCUCAGCAGCUGGCGCUGGUCCGCCUGCUGGCUACGAAGGCAGCCGACGCGGUGGACCCAAUUCACCAUCGAGCAGUCGACGCUUCGAGGCAAACGCCAGCUAUGCGGCGGAAAUGGAGCGCUGGCAUGCACGUGAACGCUAUAGCUUUGACUACAAGCGUGAGCGCUAUGAAUCGCCAUAUCCACGCAGCUCUGGCGGUGGCGCGCCAGGUGGUAAUUAUCAUCGCGAUCAUCGUGAACGUGAUCGCGAGCGUCGUCCAGACAAGCGCAGAUAUCCCUCUGCAUUGCCGCCACAUGCUUAUCCGCCGCACUACCUGCCGCCCAACUAUUACAUGCCCAACGGCAUGGUGCCCGGCUUGCCACCGCCAGCGUCCGGCUAUCGAGGAGAGCGUGGCUAUCCGGUGAUGCCGCGCGACUAUCCAGCCGAGUAUCGACGCAGCGAGUACGAGCGACGCACGCAGACAUGAGAAGUGGAGAAGCAACUGCAACGAAUCGUUUUUUGUAUAUAGUCUAGGCGUAGUGUGCGUACAAAGCGAUAUAUAAAUAUAUAUAUUAUAUAUAUUUAGAAAGUACACAGUUGAUUGUAAAUUAGUGUUUAAGGCUGGCUUGGCUGUGGUGUCUGUGUGUUCAAUAGCCGCAGCUAGUUGUUUAGUCUUUAAUGUCACACACAAACAAAUAUGAAUACAUAUACAAAUACAGCUAUAAAUACAGUUACAUUUAUACAGUUACACAUACCGUUAAGCAUGUUAAUGUUAAACACACACUAGAUAAUAUAUACAUACACAUACAAAUUUAAUUUAUAGCUGCUAUUUAUAAACAGUACUGUAUAUUUUAUAUAGUUUGUACUAAAUACUUGUGUAAGGCGCUGCACAUAAGUUAAUUUAACACAUUUUCACUCCUUGUAUAAAGCAUAGGCUUUUAAGAUUCCUUUCUUUUUUCCUUCAAAAAGAAGUUCAUAAUUUUAUUGUA